Anneissia japonica is the source of this 1565-nucleotide messenger RNA. RefSeq names its product potassium/sodium hyperpolarization-activated cyclic nucleotide-gated channel 2-like. NCBI's taxonomy places the organism in Eukaryota, Metazoa, Echinodermata, Crinoidea, Comatulida, Comatulidae. Gene Ontology annotation, cellular component: membrane. The record is from RefSeq and is a predicted model, not a curated record. The coding region runs from base 1 to 1110 and encodes 369 amino acids. The transcript has 9 exons. Gene Ontology annotation, molecular function: monoatomic ion channel activity. Gene Ontology annotation, biological process: monoatomic ion transport; transmembrane transport.
AUGGUAGUGGUAAUGGUUGGAGACCAAAGAUCUUAUAAACACAAGAUAGCGCUAUCUGUGAUUCUACAAGUAACAAAUAGAAGCAUCGAUGUUCAAUUGAUAAAAGUGUUGAGUUUACUUCGUUUGUUGCGUCUGUCACGCCUUAUGAGAUAUGUCCAACGAAUGGAGGAGUUGUUGAAUAUCGAAGGAGCCGUUAUUCGUAUUGUAAAUCUUGUUGCCGUCGCAUUAGUAAUAACCCACUGGAAUGCAUGUCUGCAAUUUCUCGUUCCAUUUUUUAUGGGGUUUCCUGUCGAUUCUUGGGUCGCUAUUAAUAACAUUGAGAAUGGUACUAAAUGGGAACAGUAUUCCUGGUCAUUUUUCAAAGCGAUUUGUCACAUGUUAGGAAUUGGGUUCGGUCGUUUCCCACCUGCCAACAUCACUGAGAUGUGGAUGACCGUUGUAAGUGUGUGCUUUGGCGCCACUUUUUACGCACUCUUCAUCGGCCACAUGUCGAGCCUCUUGCUAUCUAUCGACGCAGCAGGACGGCUUUACAACGAGAGGAUCAACCAAGUGAAGGAGUACAUGAGAUUCCAUAAGGUUCCAUAUCAGACUCAGAAGAGGGUUCUGGAAUAUUAUGAACACCGAUAUCAACGAAAAUACUUUAAUGAACAUGCAAUCAUAAGUGAACAAAACAAACCCCUCAGACUUGCUUUAGUUCAGCAUCAGUGCAAGUCUCUGAUUAGCAAAGUGGAUUUCCUAGAUAACGCCGAUCCGGACUUUGUUGCUGAAUUGAUACAGAAACUCGAAUUUGAAGUCUAUUUAGAAGGCGAUGAGAUUAUUCAGGCAGAUACUCGAGGCACGGCCAUGUAUUUCAUUGAACACGGGUCGGUGGAGAUCAUUGUGGAGGGUAAUGUAAUAGGCAGACUAUCGGAUGGAGAUCAUUUUGGAGAAAUUGCUCUGCUGACUGACAUCAAGCGGGUAGCAACAGUCGUAGCAACUGCUACGUGCGAUCUUUACAGUUUAAGUAGAGAAAAAUUCAACGAAGCCCUUUCUGAACAUCCGGAAAUCAGUUCCCUGAUGACCCAGGUUGCUAAUGAGCGUCUUAAUAAAAACAAAAGUUCAUUGGAUUGAAAUUUCAGAACUAAUGCAGUGGAUACUGAUAAGUAUGGAAAAAGUAUUUGAAAUUUCGUUUGAAAUUGCCGAACUUGAUUAACCCCAGUUGACAGAGGAACGUUAUAAACCACAGAUUGGCCGAGUUAUUAAAAGUCAACCACAUUAUAACAAACAUCAACUUUCAUUUUCGUAGCGUGAAUUUAUAUACGAGCAUGAAAUAGCAUAAUAUGCAGCAUACUUUUGUUGUUAAUUACCAUUUUCACAUUUAAUAAUUUUAGCAUCGAUACAGACAUAAAAAAUCAAAGUAGUUUUUAACAUGUUUGAAUAUUAACUGGUGUAAAUUAACAAAGUAGGCCUACAGAAACAAACAAAACUUAAGAGCGAUGGUAUAUCAUUUCUGUGCUCAAUUCUAUGUUUUCACUUAUUAAUUCUCAAUACUUUUUAUUUAAAUAAAUGAUUUCGUUGAAAUUUGA